Molecule: messenger RNA, 1440 nt
Organism: Penicillium lagena
Lineage: Eukaryota; Fungi; Ascomycota; Eurotiomycetes; Eurotiales; Aspergillaceae
Exons: 1
Coding region: 1-1440 (479 amino acids)
Molecular function (GO): protein binding
Source: RefSeq, a predicted model, not a curated record
AUGCCCAUCACUCUUCCCAACGAUGUCCUCCUCUUGAUCGGAGAACAUUUGGACCGGCAAGAUCGCUGGAACCUCUUGUUCGUCUCCAAGCAUUUUCAUGAUUUGUUCCUGCCGCUUUUCUACCGUUCGGUCGCUCUUCACAACUGGCAUAGCACCUUUUCGUUCCUCCGCGCCAUAUUGAAGCGACCAUCACUUGCACGCGCAGUUCGACAAUUGGACCUGGACGCUUGGCAAUCACAAAGCGUAUCAGAUGAUGAACGGGCCCAGAUUCGUGACUCUGUACAGCUGAGGGAUUGGUUGGCAGCCAUCUCGUACUCAGAGGACGAGCAGUUACACUGGAGAGAGGAUCUUCAAAAUGGCUGUGGGGAUCCCUGGGUUGCCCUGGUGCUUCCUCUGUUGGGUCAAUUGCGACGCCUGCGUUUGGCGUAUGCAUCGAACACUCCUUACUUGGGUCAGCUUAUGCAAAGAGCCGUUAACCCCGAAACGCCAUUGGAUGGUCGCCCGGUACUUAGUCGAUUGAGAGAGGUCUCGCUGUGCCACCGGGAGGAUCUGGACCGCCCGAUAAACCAAGACGAUGCUGAACGAGAGGAUCAGUCAUCACCGUCAUCAACAUCCCUGAUUCUUCCGUUUUUCCAACUGCCCUCGGUGCAGUCGCUCCACGCGGAUUCCGUGGUUGAUCCUAGCUCCGGCACAUCGGGGAUCUCUGAGGACGGGGGAAAUGUGAAGGAGCAAUGGCCUACUGGAUUCUCCUCCAUUAAAGAGAUCGAUCUUCGCUCCAGCAACGGAAAUCACGGUAUGGAGAGUUUGAUCGCGUCAUGUGCAGAUCUGCGGUCUUUCAAAUAUCAGCAUUCCGACGCGCAUAUCCUUUCACAUGGCUACCAACCAUCCGCCUUCCAUCGGUCUUUGACACACAGCAAGAAUAGUCUUCAGACCCUGUGGUUGGACCAACAUGGCGAUCAUUACCCCUUCACGGCCGUCGGACUGAACCAAACGCACGACGAGUGGUUCGGGUCGCUGGCCGGCUUUCUGGCUUUACGGGAGGUGCGUAUUCGACUGCCCAACCUUCUGGAUAUCCGAUACCAGAGUCAGCCGAGCACACCUCUGGUGGAUUGCCUCCCACCCAAACUAGAGACUCUCUAUAUCGAGGGAUGUGAGGAACGGAAUCUGUCCAUGCUCGCCUCGCAGCUCCAGACUGUGAUCAAGAACCGCCAGGCCAAGGUACCGCAACUCCAUCGAGUGGAUAUCGAAGGCGCAUUUCACGAUGAUGCUUCCGACGACUCGGGACACACCGAGCCCUCUCCGACCGAGUGUCCUGAAAAUACGAUCAAAGAAAAGAUCCUUCAAGCCGCUGAGCCUUUGCACGUGGAUUGUCUCAACGCGGGAGUCGAGCUUCAUCUCCUCGACCGCAUGUGUUCUGCCCCCAUGGAGGUAUCAUGGUGA